GACUCAGCGGUUUACAUUUUAUCACGGCUUAAAGUUAUGCAGAAUUACUUGAGCAACAGGCCAUGAGUCAGAUCCACCCUUCACUCCUCCACAGCUCCACCCUCAUGUCCAAAUAUGGUCACUUCUGGAGAAAUGCCAAACUUGAGGCUUCAAACCAGUGUCCACCAACCAAUGGGUGACAUCAAGGUAGCUAUGUCCAUUUAGGUAUUUUAUAAGUCCAUGGUUGCAAUCUGCAACCUCACCACUAGAUAUCACCAAACCCAAGACCUUUAAGUUGUAUUCUGACACAUUGUAUUAUAUUAUAUUAUAUUAGCUUUUAUUCUGAAGGUUGCAGCCGGAAGUUCUGUACCAGUUGCCUUGACCCAGCUUUGUGUUGAGCCCUCAGCCCCUCCUGCAGCGGAGCAGCGUGUGUUCCUCCGGGGUGACGGAGACAGCUGGUCCUUUCCUGGUGCAGCAGAGUGAGCGGAGCGGAGACGACGCACCGCCUCCGCCCGCAGCCACGGACGGACACGGGCCGGGGAUGGCGUCGCUCGGCGUGGGGCUGCACCUCAUCCGCAAGCGGGGAGCGGGCAGGAGCGCCGCGGUGGAGAGGAGGAACCUGCUCACGGUGUGCAGGUUUUCAGUGAAGACUCUUCUGGACCGUUCCUGUUUUGAGACAAUAGACGACACGUCUCCAGAGUUCAUCAACUUUGUUUCCAUCCUGGAGCACAUCCUCAGUCAUCGACUCAAAGGUCAGACAACUUGGUUUGGUUAUGAGAGUCCUCGGAGUUUCUGGGAUUACAUAAAAGCCGCCUGCAGUAAAGUCCCUCAUAAUUGCAUCCGAAGCAUUGAGAGCAUGGAGAAUGUGCGAUCGUCGAGAGCUAAAGGCAGGGCGUGGAUCAGAGUGGUCCUGAUGGAGAAAAGAUUAUCAGAAUACAUCUCAUCUGCACUGAGGGACUUCAAAACCACCAGGAGGUUUUAUGAGGACGGAGCGAUCAUACUGGGAGAGGAGGCGGGGCUGUUAGCAGACACGCUUAUCGGACUCAACACCAUUGACUUCAGCUUCUGUCUGAAAGGAGAGGGUCUGGACGGGAGCUGCCCCGCCGUGAUCGACUACACGCCUUACCUGAAGUUCACUCAGAAUGCAGACAGCAUCAGCAGCGACGAGGAGGAGAUGAGGACUCUGGGGAGCAGCGGCAGUGAGAGCAGCACCCCUGACAAAACGGCCACCGCCGCCUCCAUCUUCACCGAGCAGAGCAACUUGGUCAGCAAGUGCAAACGCUUUGAGCAGAAGUACCGGAUGGCACUGGAGCAGAAGGGCUACCUAGAGGAGCUGGUCCGUCUCCGAGAGGCCCAGCUGUCAGAGGCCAUGUCUCAUAACAAAGCUCUUCAGCAGAGCCUAGCAGACACACACGUCUCCCACACACUGGAGAAAGAGCAGCUCGAGUACAUUGUACUGGAACUACAGGACCAACUCACGGUACUGAAAAACAAUGAUUUGCGGUCCAGACAAGAGCUUACUGCCCAUCUGACCAAUCAGUGGCCAUCUCCUGUCGUCUUGGAUGCCAACGCCGUUGCCUUGGACACGCUGCUGUACAGGAAGAGCACGGGACAGUGGGAGGAGAAGAGUUUCCAGAGCCUGGAGCAGCUGUCUGCAGACAUGAGUCUCUCCCAGACCUCACUUGAACCGGCACACACAAUGAGUCUAGAGGGCAGGCCGACCGGCACACACUGGCCCCACCAAGGUAAAGAGGAAACUCCAUCUCUAAAGGGUCUGUGUGGCUCCCUGACCUCAGUCGCAAGCUACAAGUCUCUGGCCAGCCUGAAGUCCAGCGAGUGUUUGGCCAGUCCUGCAACAGAGAUCAGCAGCCCGGGCUUCACUCCUUCAUAAGGAACAUAGAGCUAAAAAAACACAUCACAACCAGGGCCAGACAAUCCAGGAACUUUCUUAAUGUAGGUGUUUCUGAGCCUCUUUACACCUGGUAUUGACGUGCUUCUUGGGUGGUACCAUCACAAGUGGACAGCGCUAAGUACAAGUGUAAACAGCCACCAAGACGCACUGUGAUACGAUAACUCCAACCACUUGUAGAGGUGGUCGUGGUGAGACUCACAAAAUGUUAAUAAAUUCAAGAUUCUCUCUUUCACUGAACUAAGACUAACGUUAAGCUUACUUGCCUUGUGACCUCGUCGUAAAACACACUUCAUUCAAACUCAACAGAAACGAAAUAAAACUCACCAAAACCGUCUGACUUAGUUUACUUGCUUUUGGUUUAGUUUUUUAGUCCACUGUUCCAAUAAUCAUCGACUCUGGUUCGGUCAAAAUAAACCCUUAAAGGGCCAGUGUGUAAUAUUUGGCAUGGUUUAUUGUCAAUCUGAAUCUGAAUCUGAAUAUUCUACCCAUUAAUAUGUUUAUAUAAGUGUAUAAUCGCUGUAAAAUAAAAUUCAUUUGGUUUUCGUAGCCUUAUAAUUAUGCUUUUAUAUAUAUAUAUAUAGCAAGGGCCUUGCUUUAGAGAGGUCGCCAUCUUGCGCCGCCAUGUAUGUAAGGCAGACCGAGCGGACAAUCCAGCCAGCCAGAGAACGCGUUUCGCGUGUAUAAAUGAACCAACGAAGACAGCGGAAGGAAGGAAGAAGGAG
Molecule: messenger RNA, 2613 nt
Organism: Epinephelus moara (kelp grouper)
Lineage: Eukaryota; Metazoa; Chordata; Actinopteri; Perciformes; Serranidae
Gene: rundc3b
Product: RUN domain containing 3b
Exons: 11
Coding region: 521-1870 (449 amino acids)
Source: RefSeq, a predicted model, not a curated record